Molecule: messenger RNA, 2868 nt
Organism: Manis pentadactyla (Chinese pangolin)
Lineage: Eukaryota; Metazoa; Chordata; Mammalia; Pholidota; Manidae
Gene: ASF1B
Product: anti-silencing function 1B histone chaperone
Exons: 4
Coding region: 1299-1832 (177 amino acids)
Biological process (GO): DNA replication-dependent chromatin assembly
Cellular component (GO): nucleus
Molecular function (GO): histone binding
Source: RefSeq, a predicted model, not a curated record
AUAUUUAUUUUCCCCAUCACAUGUUGAAAUAUGUUGGCUAUUCCGGAUUAAGUACAACAUAUUAAGAUUAAUCUCGCCUGUUUUGUUUUGUUUUACUUUAAAAAAUGCAAUUAGAAAUAAUGUAAAACUAGGUAUAUGGUUUGAGUUAUUUUUCCACUGGUGGCGGGUGGAAGCAGAGAGAGUGGGUGCAGAGGUGCCCGGAGUCUUCCAGGUAUCGGGUGACUGGGGUCCGGCGCAGGUGCGGGGGCAGAGAGAAGUUUCCAGACGCAAUAUGUAGUCUUGAGUCACGUCGGAAUUUUCACGGCCCGGUUCAAUGAGGAGGAAACGUGGCCUCGGGGGCUGAGUGGCAGAGGCCUGACCCGAACUCACGUUUACAGCGUCGUCCGCCCUUCGAGGGGGCGGGAGAGGAAUUCGAACCAGGCCCGACUCCCGGGGACGCGGAUCCACCGCUCCGCCCCGCCUCAGGGCCGUUGAUAAACGUUCACCACGGACUCCCCGGCCGCUGGGACUGAGGGGACAAGAGGCCCUAGGAGAAGCUUAGGCAACGCUCCCCCGCUGACAGAAGCCAGGCCGCAAACGUUCCUCCUUUCUCUUCACACCCGGCUCAACCGUGCCGGCGGCCGACUUCCGCUCCUCUCCAGCGAAUCCCCAGCCUAGUUUUCCUCUCCUCCCGUUCCCCGAGGGCAACAGAGCUACUCACCUCUCAGAAAACUGCUUUAUCCCCGCCCCACUCUCACCUGUCAAUCACCGCGGGCUCGAGCACCGCCCUUCCCGCCCUCUUAAGCGAGCGCCGCGCGCCACCGCUAGGCAGUUGGAGGCGCUGACCCGCGGGACAGGUCGUCCGGAAAGGCGGGGCGAAGCGCGAGCCAUUUCGGUGCGGGAACCCUCGGGAUUGGCCAGGAGGAGGCCCAGGCUCUCACUCCGCCCACUCCCACCCUGAACUUCCGAGUCGGAGACGCUGGGGAUUGGUUCCCGGGGGGCACACGCAGAAGCCAGGAGAUGGUCCCGCCUUCCUCGCGCGGCCCGGAGAGGGCGCUUCACAGAUUGGUCCCGGGAGUAUCGGCGCGCGCCGACCGGCGCUCCAGGAUUAGCUGAGGGGAUGCGACGGAGAGCGUUGACAGUGAUUGGCUGGAGGGUGGAGUCAACUAUUUGAAGGAGGCGCGCGGACCAGAUACGCACUUCAGUCCGCGGACAGAGGAGGCGUUGAGUUACAGUUGACCACACUGUCCUGCUAACCCGACGGGACCCCGACGCGGGCUCGGCCCCAUCUCUGGCCCUUGCCGCGGCCCGGCGAGGCGAUGGCCAAGGUGUCGGUGCUGAACGUGGCGGUGCUGGAGAAUCCGAGUCCUUUCCACAGCCCCUUACGGUUCGAAAUCAGCUUCGAGUGCAGUGAGGCCCUGUCGGACGACCUGGAGUGGAAAAUCAUUUAUGUUGGCUCAGCGGAGAGUGAAGAGUUUGAUCAAAUCCUAGACUCAGUGCUAGUCGGCCCUGUCCCAGCAGGGAUACACAUGUUCAUCUUCCAGGCUGAUGCCCCCAAUCCAUCUCUCAUCCCUGAGACUGAUGCUGUGGGUGUGACCGUGGUCCUUAUCACCUGCAUCUACCAUGGACAGGAGUUCAUCCGGGUGGGCUACUAUGUCAACAACGAAUACCCUAAUCCUGAGCUGCGGAAGAACCCACCCCUGAAGCCAGACUUCUCUCAGCUCCAGCGGAACAUCUUGACUUCGAACCCUCGAGUGACCCACUUCCACAUCAACUGGGACAACAACAUGGACAGACUGGAGGCCAUAGAGAACCAGGACCCUGUCCUCUGCUGUGGCCUCCCCAUCAGCUGAGCUCCUAUCAAGGGCCUGGGUCUCACUGCCUGCAUCCCCGGCCUCCUCCCUGAGAACUCCAUGAACUGCAUCUAACUGCAGGAACCUAGGGUUUCCUGGGCCCAGCCAGAACUGUGGCCAGUCUCCCAGCACAUCUGGAGGGAGCACCGAGGCCUCCUAGAUAGGGCCAUGUGGAAGACUUUGGGGCCAUCAGCUACAUCCAGGCCAGUUGAACUUGGUGCCAAGGAAGGAAGGGGCCUCAGGUUUCUCUUAGUCGUGGCCCAGAAGGAUCAUCUUACCUCUACUGCCCAGGCCUAUAAGAAGCAGGUACUUUAGUUCUUAAUUCCUUCUGCCAUGUGUCCUUUCUCUCUUCUACACACUACAAAUUCCACCUAUAGGCCAUUGUCCACCAUGCCCAUGUGAGUCCCAUUGACCCAGAGCUCUUCCCACAGGCCUCCGUGGCCUGCCUUGAGGCUUUCCUUGUCAAUGCCUGGCAAGAUUCCAGCCUGUUGAGCCAAAGGCUGUCAUUUCACUUCCUCCCCAGCCAUCUCAGCAGAUCUACCCAGAUUUGUGGAGUCAAAGGCAGGGAAUUUUGUUUCGAAGAUGAACUCAGACACAAGUUCUUUCCUCCCAGGACGAUUUGUAGGUCUUUUCAAUCCAGCAGCCCCCAGAAAACUCUGUUCCCAAAGGUGUGAUCAGCAGGAUGCUGAGGAAUGAUGGUUGUUAACUCUCCUCAGUCGCAACCACCUUCCUCACUGGAUCUGGCUUUCCCUGGAGGCAGCCAUGGUGGGGAGCUGGCAUGUAUGUUGGAGGGACAUGUUGUGCUCAGUCUGUUGGCAUCAGGGUCCCUUUGGCCCAGCUGCCUUGUUCUGCCCUCUGCAAAGACCCCACACUCAGGCCUCAGAGUGAUUGCAGACACGGGAAGCAAUAGGAACCCUGAAAACCUUCCUCCCCUGCCUCGCCCCAUCCCCUUGCUGCUACUUGAAUGCUGUUGUGAUUAUAGUUUGUAUAUUAAAGGGUUUUUAUAUUAAAUAUGUCUGGUUGGCCCAAAAUUAAA